AUGGUCAGGCAGGAUGAUGAGAAUGUUAUUUUAAGAUCCAAACGUCUUUUUCACCAAUUUAUCGUCGACAGUUAUGCCAAACAGGAAACGCUUCGAUUAAAUUUUAUACGUAAUAAUCAAUCCAAAUUACGCGCCGAACUCUAUCAAGGCAUACAUGAUGCUAUUUUAGAGGGAGAUACUAAUGCUGACAAUCUUGGCAGAAGAAUAAUUUUGCCUUCUUCUUUUACCGGUGGCCCAAGGCAUAUGCAACAGCUUUAUCAGGACGCAAUGGCUAUUGUACGCUGCUUUGGUAAACCAUCAUUAUUCAUUUCUUUCACCUGCAACCCUAAAUGGGAUGAAAUAAUGCGUGAAUUAUUUCCUCAUCAGACCCCAAACGACCGCCCAGAUUUAGUUUGUCGCGUUUUUCGUCAAAAAUUAAAAUGUCUAAAAAAGGAUUUGCUCUAUUAUCAUGUUCUUGGCAGAGUAAUCGCUUAUAUAGAUGUCAUAGAAUUCCAGAAAAGAGGUUUGCCUCAUUGUCAUAUGUGCCUUAUACUAGAUAACAAAAUAACUGAGCCUAAGCUGUUUCAAAUUAUUAGCAAUUUUAAUACACAUGGGCCAUGUGGUAUAACAUCCUAA
Molecule: messenger RNA, 615 nt
Organism: Gordionus sp. m RMFG-2023
Lineage: Eukaryota; Metazoa; Nematomorpha; Gordioida; Chordodea; Parachordodidae
Exons: 1
Coding region: 1-615 (204 amino acids)
Source: RefSeq, a predicted model, not a curated record